Molecule: messenger RNA, 1158 nt
Organism: Homarus americanus (American lobster)
Lineage: Eukaryota; Metazoa; Arthropoda; Malacostraca; Decapoda; Nephropidae
Product: actin-2, muscle-specific-like
Exons: 1
Coding region: 12-1142 (376 amino acids)
Biological process (GO): mitotic cytokinesis
Source: RefSeq, a predicted model, not a curated record
AUACCAACAAAAUGUGUGACGAUGACACCACUCCUCUGGUUGUGGACAAUGGUUCAGGUAUGUGCAAAGCUGGCUUCGCCGGUGACGACGCUCCCCGCGCCGUAUUCCCCUCCAUCGUCGGCCGUCCUCGUCACCAGGGUGUGAUGGUCGGUAUGGGUCAGAAGGACGCCUACGUCGGUGACGAGGCCCAGAGCAAGCGAGGUAUCCUGACUCUCAAGUACCCCAUCGAGCACGGCAUCAUCACCAACUGGGACGACAUGGAGAAGAUCUGGCAUCACACCUUCUACAACGAACUGCGUGUUGCCCCUGAGGAGUCCCCUGUCCUCCUCACUGAGGCUCCCCUCAACCCCAAGGCCAACCGUGAGAAGAUGACCCAGAUCAUGUUCGAGACUUUCAGCUGCCCUGCCAUGUACGUGGCCAUCCAGGCCGUGCUGUCCCUGUACGCCUCUGGUCGUACCACAGGUAUCGUGCUGGACUCUGGUGAUGGCGUGUCUCACACUGUCCCUAUCUACGAAGGUUAUGCUCUUCCUCACGCCAUCAUGCGUCUCGACUUGGCUGGUCGUGAUCUUUCAGACUAUCUGAUGAAGAUCUUAACUGAACGUGGCUACUCCUUCACCACCACAGCUGAACGUGAGAUUGUCCGUGACCUCAAGGAGAAACUUUGUUAUGUUGCUCUUGACUUCGAAAACGAGAUGGCUACAGCUGCUGCCUCUUCCUCCCUGGAAAAGUCCUAUGAACUUCCCGACGGUCAGGUCAUCACCAUCGGCAACGAGCGUUUCCGUGCUCCUGAGGCUCUCUUACAGCCUUCCUUCCUGGGUAUGGAGUCCUCUGGUAUCCAUGAAACUGUGUACAAUUCUAUAAUGAAGUGUGACGUUGAUAUCAGAAAGGACCUUUAUGCCAACAUUGUCAUGUCUGGUGGUACCACCAUGUACCCUGGUAUUGCUGACCGCAUGCAGAAGGAAAUCACCACACUGGCUCCCUCUACCAUCAAGAUCAAGAUCAUUGCUCCUCCCGAGCGUAAGUACUCCGUAUGGAUCGGUGGCUCCAUCCUGGCCUCUCUGUCCACCUUCCAGUCCAUGUGGAUCACCAAGGAGGAGUACGACGAGUCCGGCCCCGGCAUUGUCCACCGCAAGUGCUUUUAAUAAAAAGAUAUCUCCC